UACUAUAAAGCGAAUGAAUCAGUUACGAAAGCCAAAAUUUUACCAACCUUAAUUUGAUUUUUGAUUUAUGACUCGCAUUCCUUCUCCAAUUCCAGCAAUUUCUGCAUUGAAUUGCAUCAAACUAUCAUUCCAUCAUCCUCAGUGAUGGCAGUAAUUUGAUUUACAGGAAUGAAGGAGUAAUGGGUAGAGAAACAUACGUCGUUCUUGUAGACCUGAAUAUGGAAUUGGUUUUUAAGACGAAAACUCCAAGUUCACGCAGUUGGGUAUUGCUAGAUUGUAGUGGAAGCAGUACUAAUCUUGAUCUAGAUAAGAAUGCAAUUAUGCAUCGUGUUCAAAUUCAUGCUCGUGAUCUUCGUAUUUUAGAUCCUCUUCUCUCUUACCCUUCUACUAUUUUGGGUCGUGAUAAAGCCAUUGUUUUGAAUUUGGAGCAUAUCAAGGCAAUUAUCACUGCUGACGAGGUUCUACUUCGAGAACCUUCAGAAGAAAAUGUAAUUCCUGUUAUUCAAGAACUUGAGAGGAGAUUAUGUCCUGGAAGUGCGGCACAUAGAGUUCACAGUGAUGGGAAGGAUUCAGGAGGACAUGAUGUUGAAGCUAUUGAAGAAGAUGAAUCUCCAUUUGAAUUCCGUGCUCUUGAGGUUGUUCUGGACUCAAUCUGCAGCUUUCUUGCUGCGCGUACCCUUGAACUUGAAGGUGAUAUAUAUACCGCGUUGGAUCAACUGGCUUUAAAGAUAAGCAGCCGAAACUUGGACAGAGUCAGAAAAGUGAAGAGCGCUAUGACUAGGUUGACUGGCCGUGUUCAGAAGGUGAGAGAUGAACUUGAACAACUUUUAAAUGAUGAUGAUGAUAUGGCCGACCUUUACUUAUCCAGAAAAUUGGCUCCUGUCAGCGGAUCAGCAGCAGCCUGGUUUCCCUGUUCACCUACGGUUGGCUCUAAAAUAUCAAGAGCCAGUCGAGUUAGUGUGUUUACAGCUCGUGGAGAUGAGAAUGAUGUGGAGGAACUUGAGUUGUUGUUAGAGGCAUACUUCAUGCAAAUUGAUGGGACAUUUAAUAAAUUAACCACGCUUCGUGAAUACAUAGAUGACACUGAGGAUUACAUCAACAUUCAGCUUGAUAAUCAUCGGAACCAGUUGAUUCAGCUGGAGCUCUUCCUAAGUUCUGGAACCGUGUGUUUAUCAGUCUACUCCUUGGUGACUGCAGUUUUCGGCAUGAAUAUACCUUACACCUGGAUGGAAAAUCACAGCCACAUCUUUAAAUGGGUAGUUAUCAUUUCAGGACUAGCUUCCGCGGUAAUGUUUGUACUUAUAAUGUCAUAUGCUCGUUUAAAAGGUCUGGUUGGAUCCUGAGAUCAGUAAGUAAACAUCGUCUCCUCGGAGAAACACGGCCUAUAUUUGCUGCCUCCACCGAGAGGCUAGAAUUUACUGCUGAGAAAUAUUUUGGGUAUUCAAGCAACGCGUAUUUGCACAGAUCGAAGGUCUGAACGCAUAUUCAUGAUAUUUAACACAUUACGAUAACCGUUCACUCACAGUAAUUUUCUACAAUUUGCUAGUCUUUGUAGUCUUUAGUUUUGAUUUCCUCUUGUAAAUCCACAUAAUCUCAGCUGUUAGCCUGUUAGAUUGUGAGUUACAUUACUUAAUUUGCACAGUCAUGAAUGCUGCUUAUAUAAUCCUCAAUGGGGCCAAAUUUAUUAAGUUUAACCAUUUGCAUUUUUUUGAUGUGAAAUUGCAAAUAAUUCAAGAUUACGUUUGCCAAAUAGGAUCGGCUCGGAGAUUUUAGGUGCUCUAAGCAAAAACUAAAAUAAAAAUGUGCAUGUUUCAUUUUUAAGCCUUUAAAAUAACGGAGCCCUGAACCGUCGCUCAUACGGCUCA
Molecule: messenger RNA, 1865 nt
Organism: Amaranthus tricolor (Joseph's coat)
Lineage: Eukaryota; Viridiplantae; Streptophyta; Magnoliopsida; Caryophyllales; Amaranthaceae
Product: magnesium transporter MRS2-I-like
Exons: 11
Coding region: 180-1343 (387 amino acids)
Biological process (GO): magnesium ion transport; transmembrane transport
Cellular component (GO): membrane
Molecular function (GO): magnesium ion transmembrane transporter activity
Source: RefSeq, a predicted model, not a curated record